ACCAUGGAGAUCGUCUAUGUUUACGUGAAAAAGCGCAGUGAGUUUGGUCGACAAUGCAGCUUUUCCGACCGGACGGCAGAGAUCAAUGUGGACAUUCAACCCAAUUCGUUGCUUGCCAUGAAUUUUAUUGAAAAAGACCCCAUUGAUACUGGAGUGCAGUGUGCCAGUGACAUGUCAGAACAUGAGGUUAACACAGAAAGGUUUGAAAUGGAAACGCGGGGCAUUAACCACAUGGAAGGUGGCUGGCCUAAAGAUGUCAACCCACUGGAAAUGGAACAGACCAUUCGCUUCCGGAAGAAAGUUGAGAAGGAUGAGAACUAUAUCAACGUCAUUACGCAGCUCGGCAGUCUGAUGGAUCACUGCAUCAAACAGAAUAAUGCCAUCAAUAUCUACGAAGAGUACUUUGAGGAAGAGGAGACGGCAGGAGUUACAGAUGAGCCUCCAUCAGCAAAAACAAUCAACGUCUUCAGGGACCCAAACCCAAUCAAAAGGACAGCCACCCAUCUCUCCUGGCACCCUGACAGAAGCCGGAAACUGGCGGUCUCUUAUGCAAGCCUCGAAUUCCAGCGGAGUUCCAAAGACAUGAGCUACGACUCCUACAUAUGGGAUCUUGAAAUUCCCAACAAACCAGAACUGGUUAUCCGGCCUUCCUCACCUCUAGUCUGCUUAGAGUACAACCCCAAAGACUCACAUAUCCUGGUUGGAGGAUGCUACAAUGGACAGAUUGCUUACUGGGACACCCGGAAAGGAGGGCUGCCGGUGGAAUUGACCACAGUCGAGCUUAGUCACCGGGAUCCUGUCUACAAUGCGAUCUGGCUGCAGUCCAAAACAGGAACCGAUUGCUUCUCUGGCUCCACUGAUGGACAGGUCUUGUGGUGGGACAUUCGUAAGCUAUCUGAGCCCACCGAGACACUGGUAAUGGACAUCAGCAGAAAAGGGAUCUUGGAAAAUGCUUUAGGAGCCAUUGCACUGGAGUUUGAGCCAACCAUGCCAACCAAGUUCAUGGUGGGCACAGAGCAAGGGAUGGUGAUUUCUUGCAACCGCAAAGCCAAGACUCCUGCAGAAAAAAUUGUCUGCACAUACAGUGGGCACCAUGGGCCCAUUUAUUCCCUGUCUAGGAAUCCUUUCUAUCCCAAGAACUUUCUGACAGUUGGGGACUGGACUGCACGCAUCUGGUCAGAAGAGAGCAAAGAAUCAUCAAUUAUGUGGACUAAAUACCAUAUGGCUUACCUCACAGAUGGGUGUUGGAGCACUACUCGGCCAGCGGUCUUCUUCACCACCAAGAUGGACGGGACCCUUGACGUCUGGGACUUCCUCUUCAAACAGAAUAACCCUACGCUCAAUCUGAAGGUCUGUGAUGACCCUCUCUUCAGCCUGCGUCUACAGGACAAUGGGCGUUUUAUUGGCUGUGGCUCCAAGCUGGGCACAGUGACCCUGCUGGAGGUUUCGUCUGGCCUUUGCACCUUGCAACGUAACGAGAAGAACCUGGCGUCCGCAAUGUUUGAGCGGGAGACGAAGCGGGAGAAGAUCCUGGAGGCGCGGCACCGUGAAAUGCGUCUCAAGGAGAAGACCAAGGCCGAGGGCAAGGAGGAAGAAGUCAAAGAUGACAUGGAAGAUGAGAAACCCGAAGAGACGCUGGAGCGCGUGCAGAAGGAGUUCUUUGACGUCAUCGAGGGAGAGCUCAGGCGCAGAGAGCGCGCUCGGACCAAGCAAAAGUCAAUCGCAGGCCAGGAGCAGGAGCUUGACGAAGAGGACGACGAAAUAAUCCUUCCUAAGGAGGAGGAGGAAGAAGAGGAAGAGGAAUGA
Molecule: messenger RNA, 1806 nt
Organism: Elgaria multicarinata webbii
Lineage: Eukaryota; Metazoa; Chordata; Lepidosauria; Squamata; Anguidae
Gene: DNAI2
Product: dynein axonemal intermediate chain 2
Exons: 13
Coding region: 4-1806 (600 amino acids)
Biological process (GO): outer dynein arm assembly; cilium movement
Cellular component (GO): outer dynein arm
Molecular function (GO): dynein light chain binding; dynein heavy chain binding
Source: RefSeq, a predicted model, not a curated record